This is a messenger RNA of Pyrenophora tritici-repentis Pt-1C-BFP, 1845 nucleotides long. Lineage: Eukaryota; Fungi; Ascomycota; Dothideomycetes; Pleosporales; Pleosporaceae. The record is from RefSeq and is a predicted model, not a curated record.
AUGUACUUGCCGCGGAACUUAAUAGCGCAUCUUUACCAGAACCUCAUAAAACGCACACAUGCCGCCGCACCGCCAGUUCUGCUUCUAGUCGCCCUCGAACCUGACGCGCUCUGUGCCUGUCGAAUACUCACCGCAUUACUAAAGCGGGACUACAUUCCUCACAAGAUUCAACCAAUUGCUGGAUAUGGCGACCUCUCGAGAGCGGCAGAAGAGCUGGUGCGGCCAAUGCGGACAACAGACGGCGGAAGCGGGGGUGUCGUGAUUUGUCUGGGCGUGGGAGGCAUGGUAGACAUGGAGGAGAUAUUGGGUCUGGAUGUAGACGAGAAUGGAGAGGGCGGGACUGGAGAUGUUGAAGUCUGGCUCCUGGAUGCAAGAAGGCCGUGGAACCUGACCAAUGUAUUUGCGGCCCCCAUAAGUCACGACCCAGCUACAGGAGAGUUUGUGCGGAGACAAGCGGGGGUAGACAAGGGCAAGAUAUUGCAGUCGUACCAAUCCUCAAGAGGCGGCAUUAUAGUAUUCGAUGACGGCGAUAUCGAGGACGAACUACAAGCAGAACGGGAGGCGUAUGCUGGUCUUGAGGAGAUGCCAGAGGUUGGAGAGGAAGACGACAUGAGCGAGGACGACGACGACGACCAGGAAGAACAGCCGCCCUCUGGACAAGCACCGAAGAAAAGGAAGUCAUGGGGGGAGGAGGAUGAUUCAGAUCAUGACAUGACAGAUGACGAGCGGCCAGCGCAGAGACGGAGGAGCAAUUCGCUCAUCAAGAAGCGGAAUAAGUACGCACAUACCCUAGACAAGUACUACGAACUCGGCACCUCAUACUCGGACCCCGUCUCCUCGCUCGUAUAUAACCUGGCAUCGGAACUCGGCCGCGAAGACAACGACUUGCUAUGGAACGCCAUUGUCGGUGUCAGCAGUCUGGAGCUGUAUGGGCGGACGGGGAGCGGGGUUGGUCUGAAUCCCCUCUCAGCACAGGGUGGUUCAGCAGGCUGGAAUGGCAACCGAGGAGAGAAUAUUCGCUCAGUCCUGCGAGACGAACGCUUCACACAUAUGGACAUGGAGCUCAAGCGCGGCCUCCGAGAACGCCUCAUCAAGUUCGCCCCACAAUACGGUCUCGACGGCCUCGUACCUCCAAAAUCAAGCACAGGCGACCCCAAAGACGGAUGGGGAUUCGUCCGUUGCUGGGGCUGGAAAGCCUGUCUCUCUGCAAUCGAUGCAGGUGUCAUCCUAGGCGCCAUCCUCGAAGUCGGCGACGCAAAGAGCCUCAACCAAUCCUCCUUUGACAGCUCAAACUUUGUCGGCAACAGCGAGAACAACGAAAUAGCCACCACGACCCAGGAACAGCAAGACCUCGCCCAAGAACACAUCACCAGCCGCUUCUGGACCGCCUACGACGCCCUCGGCAACAUCGACAUGCUCGUAAACCACAUCAGCACCGCCCAACAUCUUUAUCGCGCCAUCCUCCGCACCGGAACCGCACUCAUCGAAAAGAAGCAAAUCCGUCACCUCCGCGCCUUUCGCAUGGCCGUCGUUAAAGAAGGCCCGGACGUCCAGCUCUUCACACACCCUGGCGCCCUCACUAAACUCGCCCUCUGGAUCGCUGAAGCUAUCGUCGAACUCAACGGCACAAAGGAUUCCUCAGACAACGACAGCUCAGACGAAGAAGAAGAGGAUGAACACCGGGGCGCAGGCAGGAAUCGCUUCGGAAAUGCUUUCCAAGAGGUCGUCCGUGAGACGGGUGCUAGGGUACGCAUGGAUAGCUUCGAAGCGUGUGUGAUUGAGAUUAAAAAGGAGGAUUUGAGUGGGUUUUUGGAGAAGCUUAGUCAGAAGGCUGUUGUUGGGUAA